Molecule: messenger RNA, 1450 nt
Organism: Dioscorea cayenensis subsp. rotundata (Guinea yam)
Lineage: Eukaryota; Viridiplantae; Streptophyta; Magnoliopsida; Dioscoreales; Dioscoreaceae
Product: proline-rich receptor-like protein kinase PERK1
Exons: 10
Coding region: 1-1332 (443 amino acids)
Biological process (GO): protein phosphorylation
Molecular function (GO): protein kinase activity; ATP binding
Source: RefSeq, a predicted model, not a curated record
AUGGUGGUUUGUAAGGGUUCUACCGUGAGGACCGUGACAGUUGGGAUGAUACUGCUUACUCUCAGCAUAACCUAUAUGUGGAACCAGUGGGCAUCUACAAGGACGCCUCCAGCGCGUAAAGUCAAAACGGAUGGUGGACAGGCUUUGAAAGAGAAGAAGAAUGAUCCAUCUCCAUCUCAAAAAGAUAAAGAUAAAACGAAUGGUGGUCAGGCUCAGGAUAGUCAGUGGAAUGCUCCACCACAUUCUGAUCAUGGUCUCCAAACGGGAUCCAGCUCUUCAGGUCCUGAUAAUUCUUUAACUUGCCCACCUCCUGGCAUUGCCUUUACUUAUGAAAAACUAAAAAAGGCAACAAAUUAUUUCUCUGGUGAUAAUUUUCUUGGAGAGGGUGGUUUUGGCCCUGUGCAUAAGGGAGUGCUUACAAUUGAUAAAAAGGGAGUGCUUCCAUUCCAUGAAGACCGAGUGCUUCCAUAUGAUAUAGAGAUUGCAGUCAAGCAAUUGAAAUCUGAUAGUCGGCAGGGGAACGCUGAGUUUGAGGCAGAGGUUAAGAUUAUUAGUCGUGUGCAUCACAAACAUUUGGUCUUAUUAAUAGGACAUUGCAUUUCUGAAGAGCAGAGACUGCUUGCCUAUGAGUUUGUUCCUAACAACACAUUGGAGUUCCAUUUGCACGGGAAAGAUCAACCAACUAUGGAUUGGUAUACAAGAUUAAAAAUUGAUUUAGGAUCUGCGAAAGGAUUGGCCUAUUUGCACGAGGAUUGCGAUCCUACGAUUAUUCACCGUGACAUUAAGGCGGCCAAUAUUCUUCUUGAUUCCAAAUUUGAAGCGAAGGUUGCAGAUUUUGGACUAGCGAAAUUUGCACAGGAUGACAAGACUCAUGUUUCAACCAACAAUGUCAAGGGAACUUUUGGGUAUUUGGCACCUGAAUAUGCUAAGGAUGGUAGGCUAACAAAGAAAGCAGAUGUCUACUCCUUCGGGGUCAUACUUCUGGAGUUGAUCACAGGAAGGCGGCCUAUUGGCAGGCACCCUUCGGAUGAUAGCUUACGAGUAGCCUUGGUUGAUUGGGCAAAGCCCUCGCUCAAACACCCUUUACGAGGUAAGUAUGAGCCUCUCAUCGAUCCAAGGUUGGGGAAAAACUAUGAUCCUAAUGAGAUGAAACGGAUGGUGGUUUGUGCUGCCGCUUGUGUAGGUCUUUCUGCAGAGGAUCGACCUCUAAUGAGUCGGGUGGCGAAGCACCCUCCAAGGGGAAAGAAACCACCAAUCAGUGUGCGCGUCUCCAUACGAGGCAACAUGUUCUGUUUUAGUGGUUUGGGUCGUCAUAGCGAGGCGAAGUGUUAGCAGUUUGAAUUUCAAGUCAGGUUGUUUACUUAUUAUUAAACAGGUCGCAUUGUAUUAUUGUAGUGGAUCCACUAAUGUACUCAAUUCUGUCUGGGAUUUGUAUAUCUUUCACUAUACA